AUGCGCAGUGCGUAUGCUGAUAAAGUGCACGAGCUGGUGUCCAGGUGCCUGCAGGCCCGGGACCUGGCUUACUGUCCCUACAGCCGCUUCCCCGUCGGUGCCGCCAUCCUGACAGCAGAGGGCGCCAUAAUCACAGGCUGUAACGUGGAGAACGCCUCGUACGGCCUGACGGUCUGCGCCGAGAGGACGGCCGUCCAGAGGGCCGUGGCCGAGGGCCACCGGCGCUUCCUGGCCAUCGCCGCCACAGGGCGCGGCGCCCCCGCCCCCGACAUCAGGGACCGGUUUGUGGGGCCGUGCGGAGCCUGCCGACAGGUUCUCAUGGAGGUGCGAGUCCCAAGGUUCGGAUCAGACUGGACUGUGUACUUGACCAAACCGGAUGGAACCUACAAAGAGACCAGCCUGAGUGAACUGCUGCCUUUAGCCUUUUCCCCAGAACACCUGAAACUGAACUGA
Menidia menidia (Atlantic silverside) is the source of this 453-nucleotide messenger RNA. The record is from the annotation of a GenBank genome assembly. Lineage: Eukaryota; Metazoa; Chordata; Actinopteri; Atheriniformes; Atherinopsidae.